GCUUCCUCCCUGGUGGCCGAUGGUGCAAAGCAGAAACAAAGCAGAAAGCCGUUUGACAAGCUGACAGAUAACCGAAUCAGGCAAUGUCGACGGAGCAAGGAGGGAGUUUCUGUGAUCCUACCAGUAAUAGAACGUCUGAGGUACCUCCGAGAAAUAUAAAUCUUCAAGAGGAAGAUAAAGAUGAGGAUCAAAAGCACGACGAAAUGACUGCGUCUUAUUCAGAGAUUUCUAUGGACUCCCUACAAAGCCCUUCUAUAGAUUGGCUUCCCCCUGAUAUUGAGGAUGGUUUAAGAAGACCAGACCACUUAGAGUUACGGGGAAUGGAACCAGACUACCUCGAAGAUUUAGAAGGAACGAUCACCCGGGAAGGAAACAUGGUACUUUUUGUGGCAGAAGACUUAGAAACAAAAAUUAAAUUAUCUAGCCCUAAAGUUGCAGAAGGACCUCCAUUCUCUGCAUCGAGAAGUGACACCCCUUGCUUAUACCGUCAAGCUUUGACAGCACCACAACUGUCACCAAUAGAUCCUCAUAUUUUAAAUGAUUUAGAAACCGAAGCCAGAAGAAUAGCAUCAUCAGUUGACACAUUAACUGAAAGUCUUGCUGGAAUUUUAAGAAGUAUAUCAGCCCUCACUGUUGACUGCGUGGAAAUAUACCGAGACGCAGUGUGUAAAACUUGUGAUGCGGUUGAUUCCAAUAUUAAGGCUAUGUACCAGCUUAUGGCAAAGUGUGAAGAGCUCAGCAAGACAAUGAAGCCCAUCUACAAGCUUGCUGAUGACAUAAAGGAGGUGAAACGUCUUCUUGACACACUUGAGAGUGCAUCAAGCAGCUGACGCCCAAGAAAGGUGGCUGAUGGUAUCAAAUGAAAUAGGUUGGCAGGUCUUUAGGAGAUUUGAAAAUUUGAAAUUUCCUUUCUACCAUUGCAGCCACUUAAUAUGUUCAAACUGUUUUUCACUUUCUUUCAAUUUGAAAUUUACAUUUUUUUGCGUAUUUAGACGCUUUGAAAUUUGUAGUGUAUUGUGUCAGUUGCAGCAAAGUAUCUCACACAGAAAAAGGCCUUUAACUCAUCCAUGUGUCUCAUGAUGGUGAAUACUAUUCUCCAAGGUCUCACUGAUGAUGAGUUUUGCUCUGUCAAGUGCAACUCUUUUUUUUGAGUGAAGACUAUGUUCAGCUGAUGCGAAGCACCAAUUUGUUGCACUUUGUUUUAAUAGAAAUUUUAUCCACUGUUCAACUGGUAUCUUGAUGAAUAAUGAAGUAUUUCACACCAGGAGAGUUCAAUCGUGGUUGAUGAUGAAAUAAAAGAGGCUUGUAUUAAUUUUAAA
Thrips palmi is the source of this 1319-nucleotide messenger RNA. It is a transcript of the gene BORCS6, whose product is annotated as BLOC-1-related complex subunit 6. The record is from RefSeq and is a predicted model, not a curated record. Gene Ontology annotation, cellular component: BORC complex. Gene Ontology annotation, biological process: lysosome localization. The coding region runs from base 84 to 830 and encodes 248 amino acids. Lineage: Eukaryota; Metazoa; Arthropoda; Insecta; Thysanoptera; Thripidae. The transcript has 6 exons.